AUGCCAAAGCUUCGUUCGGUGGUGGUGGCUCAGAAGGCGGAGGAGGGACAGCUUUGGCGAACAGAGGUCUCGACGGGGCCGACGAAUUUUUGGUUCGUGCUUUUGGGGGACAAGGAGAUCCCGAUGUUAGUGGAGAACAUUUCUAGCACUGGGCCUAAAUCUAUUGGGCUCCCUUCGGCACAAGCCCAUGAAGUGAAUCCCAUCUUCAUAGAUCCAGUUCUGAGGAUUGAAGCCCAUGGGAGGACAGAGAUGAAGCGGGAGGAUCGGCCUCUGAGAUUGGGCUCGAGAUGCAUAAAGGCUCAGAUGGGCUCUUCUUUGGGCCUAAAAACCACUUUAGAUGCUAAAGAAAUUAUUUUCCCUCUUAAAAACAAAAUUGAGCAAAGAAUUAGCAAAGCCCUGGCUGUUAAAAAGAAGAUUGAGCACAGUCCGUUUCGAGGCUGUCGCAUCCACAAGCACGCGUCUUUAGCAAAGGAGGAUCCGGUUAAAGGCGAAUCCGCUUUAAACGGUGCUUCUUUCCCGUCCUCUUCGAAGACGGGUCCUGAUGGAGGGCAAACUUCGAGGAAAUUUAAAGAUCCGGUGGUUAAAGGAAAACCACUGGCGGACGCCUAG
Molecule: messenger RNA, 609 nt
Organism: Arabis nemorensis
Lineage: Eukaryota; Viridiplantae; Streptophyta; Magnoliopsida; Brassicales; Brassicaceae
Source: the annotation of a GenBank genome assembly